Messenger RNA from Nematostella vectensis (starlet sea anemone), 4400 nucleotides. RefSeq lists its product as uncharacterized. Lineage: Eukaryota; Metazoa; Cnidaria; Anthozoa; Actiniaria; Edwardsiidae. The transcript is spliced from 6 exons. Bases 202 to 3294 code for a protein of 1030 amino acids. The record is from RefSeq and is a predicted model, not a curated record. Gene Ontology annotation, molecular function: protein binding. Gene Ontology annotation, biological process: signal transduction.
UCGCGUCCUACGACCGCUGAAUAAAAUAACAGACUCGUACAACUGUUGAUCAGUUAUUCCUUGACGCCCACGAGUCAACGAGGUAUGGCUUCUUUGUGGAUUUACAAGUCUACCUAGUAGCAUUUUCACGUGUUCCUGAGGUCUCGAGGGAAGCAGUGAUCAAUCUUGAUAAGAAGAAAUGAUUCAGUCACCACUCAAGACAUGAGGAGUCCAUUUGGACUCAAGGAGAAAGACAAGUUACUUAUAAACGCAGUCAAGUCAUGUCAGCCUACCUUAGACCUACGUGGACAGCAUCUUACUACGAUCCCUCAGUGUAUCACACAAAAACCCCUUCUUUACACUUUACAAUCUCUAGAACUCAGCUACAAUGGCUUUAUUGAACUCCCACCAGCACUUGGUGAUUUAGUGAACCUCCAGGAACUUUAUCUUCAGCACAACAGCAUAGAAUUACUUCCAGAUGAGCUCGGUAACCUAGUGAACCUGAAAAGACUUGGUCUUGCACAUAAUAAACUCAAUGAUGUCCCCUUAUAUUUUGGAAAGUUUAGACAGCUGGAGUGGCUCAACAUUUCUGGAAAUGCGAUUGAAGUCGUUCCUGUAUUUCUUCUCCGGAUCCCAAGGCUUAAAUAUCUUUAUUUGCUUUGUAAUCCAAUUGAAAACAUUCCUAGAGAUGUUUACAUACAGAGCCUGGCAGUGAUAAGGCAGUACUUCAAUGUUGUAGUGAAAGAAGAGCCUGAGGCUCAACCUUCUCAGAGUGUUUCCUUUACAAAUGAGCUGUUAGAAAACAUCAGAAACCGGAAAAAGAACAAGGAAAAAAGUAAAAAAGAUCAUAAAGAGAAGACUUCUGUUAAAACAGAUAAUUCAUUUGAAGGGUGCUCUGGAAAGGUGAACUACCAUGUAAGUCACUAUGAGAAAAUAAGUGAAGUUGUUAAGUCACAGAAGGAGCAGUUGCAGCUUGUAAAAGACUUGAAAGAAAAAAUCAGACUCAACCAAGAGAUUAGAAGGCUAAAUUUGGAGUAUCUUCAGAAACAAAUACAAAGAAAAACCUCUCGGUCCAUGCAAAGACUUAGGAGGAUGUCAGAUCUCAGCCUAGACUCUGGUCAGAGAGAGCGCCGUCGUAGGAGGAUAGCAACAAGCGAAUAUGGCUCAUUAUCCACUUUCACAGGGGAUAAUAAUGGUAUUAUUCCUUAUGAUGACUCAAGUGAUGAUGAUGGGGCUAGCAUUGUUAGUUUUGAGAGUGAGGUAUCCAUGAAAGGAAGCGUGAGUUCUGAUAAUGAUGCAACAUCUUGUGACCUUGAGGAGCACUGCAAUGGCAAUCGGCACAUCACCCAUGGAGACAUCUGCGUCAUUAUACCUGAAUACAACCACUCCGGACACUUCAAGUCUGAAUUCUUCUUGGAAAUUAUUGAGGACUUUUCACAGCAACCACCAGUGAAAAGCCGUGAGAUGGUGGCAAGUGAGAUUCUGAGACUUGGUCCUCAUGGUGCACUUUUCUUCAGAACAGAUCCAGCAAUCAUAAGUUUGCCCUUUGAUGCCUGCCUGUCAUCAGGGGAUCAAGUGAUUUGCAUGUGCAGUGAUACUGGUCUCGGGGAGACUCCAAAAUGGGAGCCAAUUAAUAAGACCCAGUACAAAGUCUUUGACUCUCAUGUAGAGAUCAAUGCCUACCACUUCAGUCUUUUUGCAGUGGUCAUCCAGAAGGGUUACCCUCGAGCGCAGCGCCUGAUACGGAAGGGAGUUGGGGGUUGUCUUUACAUACCAGAAGUUCCUGGAGUUGAGGUCAAUUUCCCAGAAACCUCCUUGCUACAUGAUAUAGAGGCAUCAGUGAAGGUUCUGUACUCGGAUGAUCCGUAUGAUGUAGACCAUAAUGAUCCUGAAGCAUUUGCACUGGCCACACCCGUUGUUGAACUAGGACCUCAUGGCUGUCAGUUUAAUCCCGACACCAAAGACCCAGUCACCAUUCGUCUCCCUCUUCCAAAUGCUAAGGAAAUCAUGAGCCAGUUUGGAGGGCAGCAGUUGACAUUCUGGACAAGUUCCACUUUGGAGGGCGAGCCUCCAGUGUGGCAGCAGUUCCACCCUAAGUCUGUCUACAUCGACACAGAAGACCCCACCCUCUGCUCCGUCUACUUCUCUGUGGAACACUUCACUCUUUUCAGAGCCUUAUGGGACACACUGGAUGCCAUCGUUUAUGAAGCUAAGAUAGGGGCCUCUCAUUUUGUCCCCAUUUUCCAGUUCUAUGUCUCGUGCCAGGCGCUCAUGUCAGAAAGUGAGGAUGGGGUGAGGUUUGGAAUAUGUGUGGCAUGCUGUAGGUUCGGUAAACCCCUGGAGGGUAUUGGUAACUUUCCAAUUGCCAUCGGCACUCAUCCGCCCAAGAUGAUCUCUACAGGUCCCAUCACCAUCAGAGUGAUGUCUGGGUUGUUCAAGGCAGAUACAGCUGCCGGUCAGCAAAACCUUGAGCACACAGAGACAUUCACAGGCCGACAGAUGGUGGUCCAGUUUAUCUGUUGCUUCACUGGUGAGAUUCCUGCACAUGGCAGCUUUGGCAAGGCGGAGAUUGAACAGACCCUACCCAAUGGGCGUGGCAGCACCCUUUUUUCAUUCAACUUGGACAAGCCACGCGAUGCCAUCCCAUAUCAGAGUUCUCUCCAGUGGGACGUACAGUUAAGCAGAGAGCUGGCCUCUCUCUUGACCAUCACGACCGAGCGUGACAUGGGCGAUGAGGUAUGGGAAGAGAUUGCCAAAGCGUUGCGUUACACCCAGGCUGAGAUUACCAAGUUAGCGGCCUCAACCGAACCAAUGACAGAGCUGCUGGCGAAUUAUAAGCGGCGUGGCGGGCAACCACACGAGUUCAUUUCAGCAAUGUACAGUAUUGGUCAGUACCGCAACAGGCUGCACGGCCAACCCAGGAUGAUAGGACCUGGGUCCAGCGCAGUGGCGUUGGAAGAGGAACGUGGAGAAUCCUCCACUUCGGAACCGAGGUGUCCCUGUGUCAAGAAAAACGAGCGGAAGCGGAAGCUCCCUCCUGAAAUCUCUUGGGAGGACAAAUUCGUAGAGAUCACUGGAAAACUUACCGGACGGUGGAAAGAUCUUGGCCGAGUGCUCAGAAUGGAGGAGCCGACGAUACAAGAGAUCGAGCUGAACUACAAGCAGGAUGGGGUGAGGGAGCAGGCUUAUCAGAUGCUGUUGGCGUGGCGGGAGAAGUACCCCGAUAACUGCUCGCUGCAAACUCUGUCUAACGCUCUCUGCAAGAUAGGGCUGGGCUACGUGGCACGACAGUGCUGUAUGGUCGAGAUGGGGUAGUUUGGAGUACCCCGAGGAACGGUACUAGGUAUAUUAUUUUUAUUUGUCAUCACAUUGUGAUGGUUUAAACUUUCUUCAGGAGCUUUGUUUAGGUGUGGUGCUUUAUGGUCGAGUUGUAGAAGUUUGGAGUACCCCGUGGAACUUUACUAGGUAAUUUAUUGCUAGCCAAAUUAGCUGGAUUCAACUCUGCGAUAUAUAACUCAGAUUUAUAUAUAAUCUUACUUAUAAGGUAGUUUAGGUCUCGUCAUUUUGGUAGGAUAUUUUGUUGGAUUUUGGAUAUUUUUGGGAGUGUGAACUUCGAAAGUAUAAUCCAGAUCCUAAUUGCGUUUUCAAAAUAUUCCCCACUUAAUAAAGGCACCUCGUUUUUAAGGACAGUCGGUACCGUCUUUCUGGUAAAUCUUAAUGAUGACAACCUGUUAAAGAGACCUUGUCAGUCACACCUUUGUUAUUGUUUUCACUCAACAUUGGAAAACAAAUAGAGUGAAGAAAUCUAGAAUAACUAUUUUAAAACAAAUCGAAAAUGUUGCAAUAGCUUUCCAGAAUAAGCAGAUGUAAGUGGAUUUUUUCUGACACUUGGUAUGUCGCUUGGAUUACAAAAUGGCGGCUGACGGGGUAUUUAACAGAGGAAAGGUUGUUGCGGCCCAACGGGCUCAACAUCUUUAUGAAUGGGGUUUCACUGAAUACUAUCAGUUGUACAAAGUGUAAAUUUAUUUAGAAAGCAGAGUAACUACUGGGUAGAACUGUUUAGUGACAGUAUUCAUAUACAAUUUUUCAACAUGUUUUUUUUCUUUUUUACCCAUUUUUUUCUGUUUAGUUUUGUAUGCGUCAUGCGGUUUGGGCUAGCGUGAUAAAGUUGCGUUACUGGAGCUGUGCUCUGCGCUGUUGUCACGUAAUGCCCAUUUUGUGUAACGCUAACGUUUACUUGCAGUGCAAGUCAUCUUGGUCGUAUAAAACAGUGCUCCGUCACGUAAAGAUUGGCGAUUCAAAAUGCUGUUAAACAGUCAAUGUUUUUAUUUAAAAAAGUUUUAAUACGCUUUAUAAAUUUGAUUUGAUACUAUUCCAUUUGUUAUACUUGGUAUUCAAAUAAAAACAAUGUUGUAUUACCA